AGGAAAAAGAUGGAUAGAGUAGAGUUCAUCUGUCGGUCUUUUAUUUGCUCUUGUUAUGAGUUCUUCAACUUCAAGAGCCCUUAAGCUACAAUGAAUAUUUUGAUUGUUGUUUUCACACUUCACAUUUUCUCUAAAGGCAUCAGACAGGAGAGGGAUAUGGAAUAUACUGGAUUUUGAAUGGAGAUGACAGCCUUGAGAGCAGUUUAAAGUCUCUGCUCUACAGGACACAAUACAUGUAAAGCCACCCUUAAGUCAAAUACCUAAAAGCCAUGGGCAUCAUUCGUACUGGUUUGGAUGACAACUCCCUCAGCAGCGAUGACAGCUUCGGUGAAUUCUUCCCAGAAACUUUAGAGACUGAGGCUAUCAAGGGCUUAUACUUCCAGCACGCUCAUCGUCUCUGUGGCACCGAGGCCUCACAACUUGAGAUCGAUCACACCCAGACGGCCCUCAUCAACGUGGGGGGCAGCUGUUACACCUUCCCCUGGAGCACCCUGGAGGAUUUCCCCGAGAGCCGCCUGAGUCAGCUGCGCCUCUGCACCACCCCGGAGGAGAGAGCAAAGCUGUGUGACGACUAUGACGAGACGCGCCAUGAAUUCUUCUUUGAUCGUGACCCCGUUGCGUUCAAGGUCAUCAGGAACUUUCUGGCAAGAGGGAAACUCUGCCUGCUGCGGGAGAUAUGCAACGCGGCGCUGCACAGUGAGCUGGAGUACUGGGGCAUUGAUGUGGGACACAUGCAGCCUUGCUGCCGCCACCGUCUGUUGUGCUUCAUGGAUGAUUUGGCCAAGCGGCAGAGCAAGCAUGAAGAAUGGAUGCGGAAGAGGAUGCUGCAGAAAAAGGCUGAGAUGGAAGCAACAGGGCUCUGCAGGCUGUUCUGGCUGCUUGGAGAAGCAGUGGAGAACCCACACUCAGGCUCACCAGGGAAGGUGUAUGCCUGCAUCUCAGUCGCCAUGGUGAUGAUCACUGUCAUCAGUCUGUGCAUCAGCACCGUGCCAGAAUUGCAGAAGGAUGAGGCUAUGAGAUGUGCCAUGUUUGUGGUGGAGUCCAUUUGUGUGGUCUGGUUCACCUUUGAGUUUGUGGUGCGAUUCUUCCAUGCACAGAGCAAGCUGGACUUUGUCAGUGGCCCUCUCAACAUCAUCGAUGCCACUGCCAUUCUGCCCUACUACAUUUCGCUGCUUGUGGACAUUAAAGAUGAUUCUUUGCAGAAUAGCACAGGAAGGAGCUCCCUGGAUAAGCUGGGUCUAAUCCUGCGUGUGAUGAGGGCCCUGCGUAUACUGUAUGUGAUGCGGCUUGCUCGACACUCUGUGGGAUUGCAGACUCUCGGGCUGACGAUGCAGCGGAGCAUGGCCGACUUUGGCCUGCUGCUGCUCUUCGUCUGUGUUGCUGUGACUCUUUUCUCCCCGUUGGUCCACCUUGCUGAGAGCGAGCUGGCGCCAAAAGCUGCCAGAUCCCCGCAGGUCAGCUUCAGCAGCAUUCCAGCAUCCUACUGGUGGUCGAUCAUCUCGGUGACGACCGUGGGAUACGGCGACAUGGUGCCGUACAGCAUCCCCGGCCAGUUAGUGGCACUGAUGAUAAUCUUGUCAGGGAUUCUCAUUGUGGCUUUCCCCUCCACUUCUAUCUUCCACAUAUUCUGCCGCACCUACCUGGACCUCAAGGAAGAGAAUGACAAGCUGCGGAAGGAGGAGAGGGGGGCCGAGCUCGCCACGAAAACCGCAGAAAGCAUGAGAGAAAGAGAUGCGUGGCGAGCAAAAGCAUUUCUGCCACGUUCAGAUAAUCCCUACGCCGUCUCCACAGAAGACAUUGCACGAGCAGUCACACAUAAGAAUAAUCAACCUCCUGCUUCACCUUUGCUCUCCUACAUCUUCAGAAAUGUAUCACACACACACUAGUGUUGACAUAUGUGGAGACUUCAUUGCACCUAAAAUGUAAACUUCAAUGUGUUCACGGUGCAGUCGUCUGCUACGAUCUAUGGAUAAUCAUUCUGUGUCGAGCUCAUAUCUAAUAUCAAAAGUUAGUGUUUGCCUAUCUUCCAAGUCACUGCAGACAAAAAACUGUGUAACAGGAUAUUCGCAUUUGUCACAUUACUGUUGAAAUCAUUCAUCUGAGAAUUACUGGGUCAAGAACACGCCAGGCAGCAGAAAAAUGAUCAAAGCCAAAAUUAAAAUUAUACAAAGCCGAAAUGACAUUUGACUGAAAUGAGGCCACACCGGGCAGAAUUAUUACAUUUGAAAUGUCAAGUACUGUCAAACUAUGAACAGUACGUUUUCUUUCUUUCUUUCUUUCUUUCUUUUGAAGGAUUGCCUGUGGCAUUUGUGCUUGCUUUUGCACAGUGACUAUAGAGAGAGACAGGAAAGAUUAAAGAGAGAGGAUGACGUGCAGCUAAUGGGUCAAGCUGGAAUCGAACUCAGGUCACUGCAAUAACAAUAAGUGGUGAACUCUGGGUGCCGCCAACACUAACAGUCUAAUCUGAAACACCAAACUAAUCCAAAGAGCACUUUUCAUUGUAAGCUGAGGUGCACCCUAAUGGUUUGACUCUAGACAUGUUGUUGUCCACUAGGGGGCAGACAUAAUCUUCUGUUUUAACAAAACAAUAAUGAGCGAUUAUCUCAAACCAUAUACUAAAUAUUGUAUAGCUGCUUCCUGGUGGCCUACUGUCAAAAAAGUUACCUCACCGGCAAUUUCUCCAGUAUUUUAAAGGAAAAAGCCAAAUUUAUGUUUUUGGUAUAUUUUUAAUACACAGUUUUGUUCCACUUGGUAAAGAUAAAUUGGCAAAAUACUUCUAAUACUUCUACUACAACUGGCCUGGAAUUAAUCUUCAGCAAAAACUGAAUAUUGACUGAUUGUGUUAAAGCACCCUGAUCCAGACGGCAGUCAUUCCUAAAGGAGAGACCAGGAGAGCGGGAUGCCAUUGGAAACGAGGCCUGUGAAAGACGGGAGAGCAGGCCAGAAGUUAAUUCUGGACACAGGAUGUUUGCCCCUGAGGAGAGUCAGUGAUUCCAGGAAUACGCCAACAGACACAAAGACAGCCAUAAGGAGGAGAGUUAGGGAUUAUGAGAUGGAAAAAGAUCAAAGGCAGAGAGAGAGAACAAGAGAGAAAGGAAAGAGAGGCAGAGACUCUGUGUGUGUGUGUGUGUGUGUGUGUGUGUGUGUGUGUGUGUGUGUGUGUGUGUAUAUCAUGUGGUACUCGCUGUUCCCUCUUACCCCACUAGAGCCAGUCUGCGGGUCCAGCAGGCCUGUCAUUACAUUCCCCGGGUACAAACUCUGGUCUGCACCGGAAUGUCUGCACCACACACACACACACACACACGCGCGCACACAAAUACACACACAUCUGCACGCACACAGGGCCAAGCAUAUCUCUGUCCAACUCGGUGCUUAUUCCACUAUGAAACAUUUCCACGCUACAGGACACUCUGUCAAUGAGGGGGUGAGUUCACUCAAUCAGCCUCAGUGCUGUGCUCCUGUGUGGAGUAGUGCUGCUGCUGUACGGGACGUUUUCAUGGUGUCCCCCAGGAGCCCAGGUCACAAAUAAAUGAUUUCAGCUGAUUCUUUAUAUUUGCUAAAAGCUGCACAGCAUUUUUUUAAAUUUUUAAUGUCUCAUCGGCUUUAAUCAUAAUAGUGGGGAUGGCUUGGUUUCAAAAUGAGACAUGAUUAUGAAAUGUGUCUAUUAGAAACUGGACUUGCAUAACAUGAUCUGUUGAAACACUCAUUACUUCCUGACACUUUUGGGUUACUCUCCCUGAAAGUUCCAUAAAAACGCAGCAGCAAUUCUUUCCAAUGCACCAAAUGUUCUUUUUAUCAUCAUCCGAAGUAAUUAUCAUCUGUCAGCUGUGUAAACUGCUGUUUCAAUUCAUAUUUACGCCCGCCCCCUUUUAUUUUCUUCGACCAUUUCUCAAUUUUUCAAAUGUAUCAAAAUGUACCAAUGUAUUACUCACUUUGUUACUUUACAGUAAGAAUAGUGGAUUGUAGUUACAUUUUCAGUUAAUGUUAGUCCUACUGUAGAUAUUACCUAGACAUCUGUUCUCCAAAAUGUCAACUUUUAUGGAAAGAAAACAGUCUUAAUUUCAGAUUGAUGGUCAUGGAUUGUUGUGCUCAGCUUAUCAGAUUUUCUAAAGACUGUCAUUACAAGGCAUAAGGGUUGCAAAAUGUAGAAUAAAUUCAUGAUAUGUCACAUGCACAUAUGACAACUGUGAUGUUACUCCUCACUCUCACAUGUUCACCGUGUCCUCAUCUUCAGUCGUGUAUUGAAAUAAAGCUUUAUUUGUUGCUGGUGUGUUA
This is a messenger RNA of Myripristis murdjan (pinecone soldierfish), 4275 nucleotides long. Its product is annotated as potassium voltage-gated channel subfamily G member 4-like. Lineage: Eukaryota; Metazoa; Chordata; Actinopteri; Holocentriformes; Holocentridae. The coding region runs from base 270 to 1886 and encodes 538 amino acids. The record is from RefSeq and is a predicted model, not a curated record. Gene Ontology annotation, molecular function: delayed rectifier potassium channel activity. Gene Ontology annotation, biological process: potassium ion transmembrane transport; protein homooligomerization; action potential. Gene Ontology annotation, cellular component: voltage-gated potassium channel complex; membrane. The transcript is spliced from 3 exons.